Dipodomys spectabilis (banner-tailed kangaroo rat) is the source of this 414-nucleotide messenger RNA. Its product is annotated as cellular nucleic acid-binding protein-like. The coding region runs from base 1 to 414 and encodes 137 amino acids. The transcript has a single exon. Gene Ontology annotation, biological process: positive regulation of cytoplasmic translation. Lineage: Eukaryota; Metazoa; Chordata; Mammalia; Rodentia; Heteromyidae. Gene Ontology annotation, molecular function: single-stranded RNA binding; zinc ion binding; mRNA binding. The record is from RefSeq and is a predicted model, not a curated record. Gene Ontology annotation, cellular component: cytoplasm.
AUGAAAUGGCCCAAAUAUCCCACAUCCCUGGUAGACUUCUGCUACCGCUGCGGGGAGUCCGGACACCUUGUCAGGGACUGUGAUCUGGAGGAGGACGCCUGCUACAACUGCGGCGCAGGCGGCCACAUCGCCAAGGACUGCAAGGAGCCCAAGAGAGAGCGGCAGCAGAGCUGCUACAACUGCGGCAGACUAGGCCACCUGGCUCGAGACUGCCAGCAGGCAGAUGACCUCAAGUGCUAUUGUUGUGGCCAACCUGGCCAUAUGCAGAAAGACUGCCACAAGGUGCAGUGUUACAAGUGCGGGGAACAUGGACAUGUGGCCAUCAAUUGCAAGAAAGUACUAGAAGUCAGCUGUUACCGCUGUGGUGAGACUGGACAUUUUGCCUGGGAAUGCACCAUUGAGGCCUCGGCCUAA